CUCCCUUCUCUACCCUAAAAUACACAAACACGCACGCACACUCUUCUGCAUAAACCUCUCUCUCUCUCUCUCUCGCUCGCCAUGUAAAACACAUCUCCGAGAGAGAACCUCUUCCUCUGAAAGCUCUCAUCUUGGUGACUCCUGCGUAUUGGGUUUUCACUUCGCCAUUGUCAGAAACCUCUGAGACCCAAUAGUAAGAGACGAGAAGAGAGUAUCCAUGGCGAAGAAUCUUGUCUGUCGAGAAACCAGCGAGACAUGUCGCAGUGACGACGCCGACGACGUUGAUGUCGACUCUUCUGUAAAGUUCAGCCAUGAAAUCUUUAGUAAAGACGACAGCUUCGACUUCACCGGAUCAAUUCCGUUGAUGGGUUUUCCAUCGUUGCUGGGCGAAGACAGAAUCAGAGAAAUGUUGGAGAGAGAGACUGAAUUCCUGCCCGGAAAUGAUUACCUUAACAGAUUGCGUGCUGGGGACUUCGAGUUGUGUGUUAGAAACGAAGCUCUGGAUUGGAUUUGGAAGGCUUGUGAUCAUUACCAUUUUGGACCCAGAUGCAUAUGCCUAUCCAUGAACUACUUUGAUCGGUUCUCGUCCUCCUAUAAAUUGCCAAAAGACAAUGCUUGGGCUGUCCAAUUGCUUGCUGUGUCUUGCUUAUCGUUGGCAGCGAAACUGGACGAAACAGACAUACCUCAAUCCAUUGAUCUGCAGGUAGGAGAUCCCAAGUAUUUGUUUGAGGCUAAAACGCUACAAAGGAUGGAACUUUUGGUACUGAACACAUUGAAUUGGAGAUUGCAAGCUCUAACUCCAUUCUCCUUCAUAGAUUAUUUCUUGAGCAAAACCAGUGAUAACCCAUCCGAGAAUUCAAUCUCUAGAUCUUCAGAACUCAUAUUAAACACCAUUAAAGGAAUUGAAUUCCUAGACUACAGGCCUUGUGAGAUAGCUGCUGCAGCUGCAAUGGCCGUCUCAAUUACAGGAGAAAUGAAAGAUGCUGACAAAGAGAAUGCAAUUUAUAGUCUAACACAUGUGAAACAGGAGAGAGUUGUGAAGUGUCUAAGAAUGAUGAGAAGAAGAGGAAGAACAGAAGGGGAAGAUGCAUUACCAAAGGAACAGAGGCUGUCAUUGCCAUUGACAAGGAGCCCCAUUGGAGUGCUUGAAGCAAAAUGCUUCAGCUUUAGGAGUGAAGAUUUGACAGUUGGGUCUUGUACAGAUUACAGUGGUAACCAAUGAGAGAGAGAGAGAGAGAUUGCUUCGCAGCCUCUAAUCCAAAAGGAGGGUCAUGAAAUUUGUGGUUUCCUUUAAAGAAAAGUCAUGAUCAACCAGGAAAAAAAAAUGAUUGGAAAAUGUGAGAGUAAAAGAACAAUGGCGAACAGAAGUUUAAGAAAAACAUUAAAUGGACUAAUAAAAAUACUCCUCCGUUUCA
Molecule: messenger RNA, 1415 nt
Organism: Tarenaya hassleriana
Lineage: Eukaryota; Viridiplantae; Streptophyta; Magnoliopsida; Brassicales; Cleomaceae
Product: cyclin-D2-1-like
Exons: 6
Coding region: 218-1222 (334 amino acids)
Biological process (GO): mitotic cell cycle phase transition; regulation of cyclin-dependent protein serine/threonine kinase activity
Cellular component (GO): nucleus; cytoplasm; cyclin-dependent protein kinase holoenzyme complex
Molecular function (GO): cyclin-dependent protein serine/threonine kinase regulator activity
Source: RefSeq, a predicted model, not a curated record